Messenger RNA from Pseudomassariella vexata, 2124 nucleotides. RefSeq names its product OPT oligopeptide transporter protein-domain-containing protein. The coding region runs from base 1 to 2124 and encodes 707 amino acids. NCBI's taxonomy places the organism in Eukaryota, Fungi, Ascomycota, Sordariomycetes, Amphisphaeriales, Pseudomassariaceae. The record is from RefSeq and is a predicted model, not a curated record. The transcript has 5 exons. Gene Ontology annotation, molecular function: oligopeptide transmembrane transporter activity. Gene Ontology annotation, cellular component: fungal-type vacuole membrane.
AUGAGGCUGCUCCCCGAAGGCCGUCACUUUACGGUGAGGGGAGUUGUUGUUGGUUUGCUGGUGGGACUGGUCAUUUGCUUUUCGAACAUGUACUUCGGGUUGCAGACCGGGUGGGUGUCGAUGAUGACUAUGCCGGCUAGUCUGAUGGGCUAUGGGAUUUUCAAGGGGCUCGCGCCGCAUUUAAAGUUCCCGUUUUCGCCUGUGGAGAAUGUAUUGGUUCAGUCAGUCGCGGGCGGGAUGGCGAUUAUGCCGCUGGGGUGUGGAUUUGUUGGUGUGAUGCCGGCAAUGAAUUACUUGCUCAAGUCUGAGGAGCAAGGUCCCGUAUUUUUGAGUUUAUGGAAACUCAUUAUAUGGUCAUUGGGACUCUGCUAUUUCGGCGUCGUUUUCGCCGUUCCUCUCCGGCGUCAGGUCAUCAUAAAGGAACAGUUGAAGUUUCCUAGCGGUUUCAGCACUGCGGUUCUGAUCGGCGUGCUUCACGGCAAAGGCGCGAGUCAAAACGGAGCAGCCUUGGACCCUUCAAAGGCUGCGACUUUCGGCAGUUUGGCUCUGGAAAACCGCCCUCUUUUGGAGAGUGAGGACAGAAACGACGAAGAUAAUCGGACUUUGAUUGGGGGCGAUGAUGAAUCAAUCGCAGAGCCUGGUGGCAAGUACAGCUGGGGAGACAACAUCCGCCUACUGCUGAUAAGUUUCGGAGUCUCUGGCGCCUACACCAUAUGCACCUACUUCCUCCCCAUACUACGCCAGUUACCCGUCUUUGGUGCUUACGCCGCGAGCACUUGGCUCUGGGAACUCAACCCAAGCCUCGCAUAUGUCGGCCAAGGCAUAAUCAUGGGCCCAGCUACAACAUUGCACAUGUUGCUGGGUGCUGUUGUCGGCUGGGGCAUACUUUCGCCGCUGGCCAAGUAUCGAGGAUGGACCCCUGGGAAAGUGGACGAUUGGGAGACUGGCAGCAAGGGCUGGAUUGUCUGGAUUUCCCUGGCCAUCAUGUUGGCAGAUUCUGUAAUCAGCCUAGGCUAUAUUGCAUUCCGACCGCUCGUCCAACAGGGGCCGGCUUUUCUCGCAGAGACAAAACUGCGGUUCGACCAGGGUGGUCUUAUGAAUGUCUUCCGGCCAAGACCCGGGCCAAGACCCGGUGGCUACACGGCCAUUGGAGACGACGAGACCGACCCCAGAUCCUCCUCAGGCCAAAGGAGCUCCUCAUCCGAGCUCCUCCCAAGCCCGACCUUCGCACGCCGCGACGACCACGACCUCCGAGCCUGGGACUACGACGACGCCCCGCCAGAGCAACAAGUCGGCAACAAAACCGUCAGCUUCGGUCUAGUUAGCGCAAUCCUCGUCUGCGUAGCCAGCAUCCACAUCACCUUCGGCGACCUAGUCCCCCUGUACGCCAACGUCAUCGCCGUGCUCAUGGCUCUGCUCCUCUCCAUCAUGGGCGUGCGCGCCCUCGGCGAAACGGACCUCAACCCCGUCUCAGGCAUCAGCAAGCUCGCUCAGCUCUUCUUCGCCCUCAUUAUCCCCCAGUCCAACAAGAAUAGCGUCCUCAUCAACCUCGUCGCGGGAGCCGUCUCCGAGGCCGGCGCCUUGCAAGCGGGUGAUUUGAUGCAGGAUCUCAAGACGGGGCAUUUGCUGGGCGCGGCACCUAGUGCGCAGUUUUGGGGUCAGGUUAUUGGGGCUACGGUCGGGGCUGUAGUGAGUGCGUUGAUUUAUAGACUGUAUACGGCUGUGUAUGAAGUCCCGGGGGAUUUGUUCCAGGUUCCCACAGCCUAUGUGUGGAUUUUUACUGCGAGGUUGGUUACCGGGAAAGGGUUGCCUUACAUGGCCAAGGAGUGGGCUAUUGGGGCGGCUGUAAUAUUCGCUGUCCUGACGGUCAUACGGACCAGAGCCAUGGGCAAGUCGUGGCAAGGGUAUAUCCCGGGGGGUAUUGCCGUUGCGGUCGGCAUGUACAAUGUCCCGUCGUUUACACUGGCCAGAACAAUCGGCGGCUUGAUGAACUGGUACUGGAGAGUACAUCUGAGAAAGGAGGACACUCCAUUGAUAGUUUUGGCAUCUGGCUUCAUCCUAGGCGAGGGAUUCUUAAGUAUAUUGAAUCUGCUCCUACAGAGUGCCAGAGUGCCUCAUCUAUAG